Molecule: messenger RNA, 2702 nt
Organism: Zalophus californianus (California sea lion)
Lineage: Eukaryota; Metazoa; Chordata; Mammalia; Carnivora; Otariidae
Gene: ACBD6
Product: acyl-CoA binding domain containing 6
Exons: 8
Coding region: 331-1179 (282 amino acids)
Molecular function (GO): protein binding; fatty-acyl-CoA binding
Source: RefSeq, a predicted model, not a curated record
CCAGCCAGUGCUGCCUGCCGCCCUCCCUUCCGGAAGUCUAAGCUGCGCCUCCCCGAGACCCGCUCGCAGGUGGAGGGAGCCGGGUCGAGCCCGGGCGCUCUGUUAGCCAGAGGCAGGCGGAGGAGAGCGGGUCGGCCGGGGCGAGCCGCCGAAGAGUAGCGGAGCCCGCCCUGCACGCCCGGGAGAGAAGUGGGAGGGAGGCAGAGUUACGUGAGGCAGCGCGGAGUAAGUGAGCUUGGGUCCGACUCGAGGUCGGGCUUAGGACCGAGACUGGUGGGCCAGGCCUCCGAGCCGGCGUUACACCCGCUCCGAGGAGCACUGAGCGGACACAUGGCCUCGCCAUUCCUGCCCGCGGGGGCCACCACGGGCGACAGCGGCGGAGAGCUGAGCUCGGGGGACGACUCCGGUGAUGUGGAAUCCCUCCAGAGCCCCGAGACCGAGACGUCCGGGAGCCUGACCGAGCUCUUUGAGAAGGCUGCAGCGCACCUCCAAGGCCUGGUUCAAGUGGCUAGCAGGGAGCAGCUCUUGUACCUGUAUGCCAGGUACAAGCAGGUCAAAGUUGGAAAUUGUAAUACUCCUAAACCAAGCUUCUUUGAUUUUGAAGGAAAGCAAAAAUGGGAAGCAUGGAAAGCACUUGGUGAUUCAAGCCCCAAUCAAGCGAUGCAGGAGUAUAUCGCAGUGGUUAAGAAAUUAGAUCCAGGUUGGAAUCCUCAGUCACCAGAGAAGAAAGGAAAAGAAGCAAAUACUGGUUUUGGUGGGCCUGUUGUUAGUUCUCUGUAUCAUGAAGAAAUCAUCAGGGAAGAAGACAAAAACAUAUUUGAUUACUGCAGGGAAAACAACAUUGACCAUGUAACCAAAGUCAUCAAAUCGAAAAAUGUGGAUGUGAAUAUGAAAGAUGAAGAGGGAAGAGCUCUACUCCAUUGGGCAUGUGAUCGAGGACAUAAAGAACUAGUUACAGUCCUGCUACAAUAUAGAGCUGAUAUUAACUGUCAGGAUAAUGAAGGUCAGACAGCUCUACAUUAUGCUGCUGCCUGUGAGUUUUUGGACAUCGUGGAGCUGCUACUCCAGUCGGGCGCCGACCCCGCUCUCCGAGACCAGGAUGGCUGCCUGCCGGAAGAGGUGACAGGUUGCAAAGCUGUGUCUUCCGUGUUGCAGCAGCACACGACUGGCAAGGCUUAAUCAAAAGACUGGAAAACCACACUCUGUAACAUCAGAGAGCGUCAAUGAUGAAGGAAAACUGCAAAAAUAAUACUUCUUUUACCACCCGUCUUUGGUAUACAUUGGCUAAUAAAAGUGGUUCUGAGGAACUGGGAUUCUGAAGUCUCAGCAGUUCAUUCUCCUUGCAUCCAUUCCAGCAAGUACGGUUUUGGUAAUGAACGUGUGUACUGUGCAUAAUACAAUCCAAUUCUGCUGAGCGUGCGCUGAAAUGUAUCACUGUUCUAGAGGGUGGGGCACGGAGGAGACACAUCGUAUUUCACAAUAUUAAACAUGGCUGCUCUUUAAAAAAAAAAACAUACAGCAGCAAAACGUGACCGACGGUGUGCUACACUGACAAUUAGGCAAAGUUGCACGAAAUCCCAGGACAGUAGAGAUCAAAUGAUCCUGUGGCAUUUUGCAGGCUGGUCUGAAUAGGUAGCUAAAAUGUCUUUUCUUUCUGGCAGAUGGAUUGCGAAGAUAGAGAAGAAAGAGGGGUGUUAAGAAAAAGCAAGCAAAAGAAAAAGGGUAGAAUUUUGUCAUAAAAGGGGUCUAGAAAUCAGAGGAAUAACCAGAUUUACUGAAAACCUCAAAACGUUGGGCAUUUUAGAGUAAGAUUCAGCGACCUCACUUCAGGAUCAAAGCACAGGUUCCGGAGGAUUCACUGGUUAGGUCGGGGUUCCUUAAACUCACCUUCACAGAAUGGGGAGGGAUUUCCCCAGGGCCCUUUUAAUUGGCUCUGAUGUCCCCCGUCCUUGCCUUUGGCAGUAGUCUCUGGAAAUGGGCUUAGACCUGAACUGUGAGGCCUGUUUGAAAUGUGAAAUAGCCCAUUAUGCCCCAGUGCUUAGUUGUGAUUAUAGUUAUUUCUGGAUACCAGGAGAGCUUUUUUUUUUUUUUCUUCAUUAAAAACAUAGUACACCACAGUGUUUCUUUAAAGGAUAGACGAGUAUGCCGCUGUUGAAACCAGCUCCCUACGUUUCCUCUUUAAGCCUCAAGAACUCCAUCGGGGGAAUCCCUUGACAUUUCUCAUUAUAUAAGGAAAGUAGAUUGUUGCCAUAGGAAGAGAAAUGAAGUAAAUGAUUUGAGAUGCAAAGAUGAGUAUUUAAAAGGUAAUUUUUCCAAUGUGUCACUAUUAAGAAAAGUAAUAAACUUGCUUCGUGGGAGCCCUCGACAGUGGACACAGUUUCCAUUAGCUGCACCUAACCUGUCCUUCUGGAACAAGCCCCUUCAGAGGAGAAAUGAGGCAUGUGAAUGCUGCUUAUUUUGUGAUUUUUCUAAGCUAAUUUCUUAUUUUCUGAGAUGUAAACCAAAUUUCUUAUUUUCUGAGAUGUAAACCAAAACCAUUCACUAAGACUGUUCAUUCUUUAAAUGGUUUCUUAAUUAUCUGUAGAAGUGAUGUGCAUGUUAGUACAUACUGAAAUAUUACUGUAAUUCUGGUAGAGCUUUCUAUUCAUUAUCUGUUCUUUUCCCAUAAUCCCAGCCACAUUGCAACCUGCUAUUAAACUAAA